Molecule: messenger RNA, 761 nt
Organism: Seriola dumerili (greater amberjack)
Lineage: Eukaryota; Metazoa; Chordata; Actinopteri; Carangiformes; Carangidae
Gene: txnb
Product: thioredoxin-like
Exons: 5
Coding region: 95-418 (107 amino acids)
Molecular function (GO): protein-disulfide reductase activity
Source: RefSeq, a predicted model, not a curated record
UGCAAUAAAAGCGCGGUGUCUCCUCUCAUAAAAGGGCAUUGCCAAACUUAACCGAUUGUUGUCUCAUCUUAGGCCGGUUGACUCAACAGCUAUCAUGGUUCGCGAAGUGGAAAGUUUGGACGAGUUCAAGGCCAUCCUGAAGGAAGCCGGAGACAACCUGGUGGUGGUUGACUUCACAGCCACGUGGUGUGGCCCCUGUAAACAAAUCGGCCCGAAGUUUGAAGCUCUGUCAAUAAAGCCUGAAUACAAGCACGUCAUUUUCCUGAAGGUGGACGUGGAUGAGGCUGAGGAUGUGAGCGGUUUUUGCAAGAUUAGUUGCAUGCCUACAUUCCACUUUUACAAGAAAGAAAAUAAGGUGGAUGAGUUCUCUGGUGCUAACGCAGAGACGCUGAUACAGAAACUGCAACAACAUGCGUGACCAAUCCACGCACACCCUUCUUUGUAUAAACACAGAAGCUGCUGUUACCCUCUGUCCACAUCUCAGAAAUUCCAGUUUCAUUUUAUGUACAAUAAGCAUCAGGUGUCCUAUUCCAUACAGGUACUAAUUUAUUCCACUCAUCAUGUAUUGGUUAUAGUCCUGUAAGCUCAAUGUGUGUAUCGACUGUCUCAACAACAAGCUGAAAUUUGACUACAUCCUGAUGUGACAACACUUUUUAAAUUGUUUUAUGAAGAAUUGGCUUCUCCUGACCAGCUCCAGAACUUUUCUUUUGUAUUUUGUGUUCAACAAAGUGGAUUUAAUAAAUGAAGAUGACUUACAGAAA